UGAGUCAUAAUCAACUCAGUGGUCGAAUUUCAAAAGGUUUCGCUGAAAUGCCGGUUCUUGGUCAGCUUGAUUUGUCGGAGAACCAAUUAUCUGGUGAAGUACCACUGCAGUUGGGGAAAAUGGAAUCAUUAAUUCAAGUGAACAUUUCUCACAACAACUUACAUGGCAGUUUGCCUACUACCGGAGCCUUUCUAGCUAUAAAUUCAAGUGCAGUGGCUGGUAAUGAUCUUUGUGGAGGAGAUGAAACGAUCGGUUUACCACCAUGCAAAAAGUUUAAGAAUCGGAAUCGGUGGUUCUUUGUUAUUUGUUCUCUGGGGGCUUUAGUUUUGCUUGCUGUUGUUGCUAUUGGCUUCAUACUCAUUCGACGAAGAAACAAUUUGGCGCUUAAAAGAGUGGAAAACGAAGACGGGAUCUGGGAAUUGCAAUUCUUUGAUUCCAAAGUUUUCAAGUCAAUAACAGUCGAUGAUAUCACACUCUCUGCACAAGAAGUAAAUGGAAUAUGCAGAGACAAGCCGUUUGUGGUGAAAGAAAUGAAGGAAGUGAACUCAAUUCCAUCGAGUUUUUGGUCUGAAAUCAAGCAUCUCGGCAAGCUUCAGCAUCCAAACAUCGUUAACCUGAUCGGAACCUGUCGGUCAGGAAAGUGUGCAUAUUUGGUUUACGAGUACAUAGAAGGGAAACUUUUAACUGAAACCCUUCACAACUUACCAUGGGAGAAACGGCGAAAAAUCGCCAUGGGGAUUGCCAAAGCUCUACGGUUCUUGCAUUCUUACUGUUCGCCAAGUGUAAUUGUGGGAGACAUGUCACCGGAGAGUGCUAUAGUCGACGGAAGAGAUGAGCCUCGGUUACGGGUGAGCUUUCCCGUGCCACUUUCCAUAGAAAACAAGGCCGUCGUCUCUUCGGCGUACGUUGCCCCAGCCAGAGAAAGCAAAGAUAUGAGUGAAAAGAGUGAUAUCUAUGGAUUUGGCCUCAUUCUUAUUGAAUUAUUAACGGGGAAAAGCCCCGCCGACGCUGAAUUCGGAGAGCAACACCAAAGCAUAGUAGAUUGGGCACGUUACUGCUAUUCAGAAUGUCAUCUUGAUACGUGGGUUGAUCCAAUGAUCAGGCCAGCCCAUGCAUCGAACGUCAACCAGAUCGAGAUCGUUGAAACCAUGAAUCUAGCUCUCCAUUGCACCGCCGGUGACCCAGCCUCUCGGCCAUCUGCAACAAACGUAUUGAAUACUCUAUGGUCCGCUUUCAGAAUAACUUCAUGUGUUUCAACCCUAAAGUUUUCUUCAACUGUUUAG
Messenger RNA from Hibiscus syriacus, 1283 nucleotides. RefSeq names its product probably inactive leucine-rich repeat receptor-like protein kinase At2g25790. The coding region runs from base 48 to 1283 and encodes 411 amino acids. The record is from RefSeq and is a predicted model, not a curated record. Gene Ontology annotation, molecular function: ATP binding; protein kinase activity. Gene Ontology annotation, biological process: protein phosphorylation. The transcript is spliced from 2 exons. Lineage: Eukaryota; Viridiplantae; Streptophyta; Magnoliopsida; Malvales; Malvaceae.